AUGUUCAGGCUAAAACGGGUGCUACUAUCGUUGGUCACAGUGCUGAUACUACACAUUUCCUGUGCGACAUACAUACACGCCAGAAGACACUGUGCACUUGGGUAUACAGCACUGAGACCAUUUCUUAGAAAGCCGACCGUCACCAAACGCACGUCGCGUGAGGAAAAAAAGAGAAGGUCAGAGUUCCACAAGCAGCUCCAUAAGGAGCUUCGCAUGAAAUACUGGGAGCGUCUGGAUCCGGCUGUAAACAACAUCAUACAGUACAAGCCCGAAAGACAGGUGCGAAUCGACCCUAAAAGGGCAUUCGUAGUUCAGGAGGCGAUACCACAACUUGUGAAAUUAGAGCAGCAACAAGCCAACUGCUUUCUGACAGCCGAGCAGUCGGAGGCAUUUGACCGACGGGCUGGGUUAAAGCUUUUGUGUGACAUUAAGGCCGUAUUCUCCUUUAUCGCAGAAACAAUCAACACCGAUGACCAAUUCAAGGACUUCAAGUUGAUGGCAUCGCAAGAGCAACUACCUAAACAACAAGCAGAUGUCAACUAUAUCAUGUCGCUUUUGAAGGUAAGGAAGGCUAACUCUGUGGGACAAUCGUCAUUUAUACUGCAGGUCGAGACGGAACCGGAGCCGUCGACGGAGUGCACCGAGUAUCUCGGCCAUCUUGCAGAACUAGCAGGGUUGCACCCAAUAAGACUGGCACUUGACGAGGAGAAACUUCCUCGCGCUCCUGCGGGAUCACCUGAGACUUGUUGCGAAGAUGAAGAGCGGUUCGUUUGA
Molecule: messenger RNA, 774 nt
Organism: Babesia ovata
Lineage: Eukaryota; Apicomplexa; Aconoidasida; Piroplasmida; Babesiidae
Product: signal peptide containing protein, putative
Exons: 4
Coding region: 1-774 (257 amino acids)
Source: RefSeq, a predicted model, not a curated record